This is a messenger RNA of Pocillopora damicornis (cauliflower coral), 702 nucleotides long. RefSeq lists its product as uncharacterized. Gene Ontology annotation, biological process: neuron differentiation; central nervous system development; regulation of transcription by RNA polymerase II. The record is from RefSeq and is a predicted model, not a curated record. Gene Ontology annotation, cellular component: nucleus. Lineage: Eukaryota; Metazoa; Cnidaria; Anthozoa; Scleractinia; Pocilloporidae. Gene Ontology annotation, molecular function: RNA polymerase II cis-regulatory region sequence-specific DNA binding; DNA-binding transcription factor activity, RNA polymerase II-specific.
AUGCAGGAUUACAGGAACACCACCACAAAUCAAUUUUUGCCUGUCUAUUGGGCUGGCUGCCAGCAAUGCACUUGUGAAAUUUGCACCUCCCGUGACCCGAACCGGAACAGCGAAUCCUCACUGGUCGAGCCUAGCGCUGAGGCUCGAAGACCUUCAUUUACAAUCGAAUCUCUUCUUAGCCGAAAGGACGAGAGAAAGCCCGAAGUGAAGCCGAGCAUGGAGACAUUUACAACUCUGAACAUGAAUUUGGUCUCAAGUAACUCUGCCACACAGUUUCAGAGUGAAAGAUCUGAGUUUCCUUUUGGAUCUAACUAUCUCGAAAGUUUACGAAGGCAGAGUUUUAGCAUGGAGCAGUUUUCUUUGUUAGCGAGAGGAAACGUUCCAACGAGUGGAAAUUUCAUCUCACAGGGCGAUGAAAUCGACUGGACCGGUGAGAAACCAAAACGCAUGCGCACGAUUUUUACCGUGGAGCAGCUGGAGCGCCUGGAGAGAGAGUUUACACGCCAGCAAUACAUGGUGGGAGGGCAACGGUUUUAUCUGUCAAAAGAGCUUGGACUGACAGAAACUCAGGUCAAAGUUUGGUUUCAAAAUCGUCGAAUAAAAUGGAGGAAACAGCUCAUAGAGCAAGAAAGGAAUAAGGUCAGGCAACAGAAGGAGCCAGACGUUGGCGGCAACAUGAAGACAGAAGACGUCAAUAACUGA